AUGAUGAAAGCGGCAAGAUAUUAUGGCAAAGGUGAUAUCAGGGUCGAAGCUGUUCCGAUUCCAGAAAUGGGGGAGGGAGAGUGCCUUGUCGAGAUCGAGUGGUGUGGAAUAUGCGGCAGUGACUUGCACGAAUACCUUGCGGGACCGAUAGGUAUUCCCACACUGGAAAAUCCUCACCCACUGACCGGCGGCCAUAUCCCUGUGACUCUCGGCCACGAAUUUUGCGGUCGAAUCAAGGAAGCUAACCCUGGGUCACGAUUCAGACCAGGUCAGCCUGUGAUGGUAGAUCCGCACAUUGCCUGCAAAGGCUCAACUUGCCAUGGCUGUAGGUCAGAUAAGGAUCAUCUCUGCGAAAAUCUCGCAUUCCUGGGAGGAAGUGGUGCAAAAGGAGGAGGAGGCUUAUCUGAAUAUGCUGUCGUUGACGAAGAAAUGCUGCAUAAAAUCCCUGACAACGUGAACCUUGACCAUGCGGCUGUUAUCGAACCGUUGGUCGUCGCUAAUCACGUUUUGAAAGUUACUGGAAGGAGUCUGAGUGAACUUGACGUUCUGAUCGUGGGUGGUGGACCAAUUGGGAUUGCACUGGCGUGUCUACUCAGUGCCCAAGAUGCUCGUAUCAUACUCAGUGAACCAACCACUAAGAGAAGAGAUCAAGCCAUUGGCUUACAACUCAUUGAGAAAGUUGUUGACCCCAGAUCUGAAGACUUGGGUGAAGCCUGUCGUCGUCUGACUGCUGGAAAAGGUGCAGACGUUGUCUUUGACUGUGCUGGCGUUCAAGCCGCUUUGGAGAGCGCAUUUGAUGCAAUUGCCUAUGGUGGUACAUAUGUCAAUGUUGCAAUGUGGGAGAAACCAUUGACGAUACCAUUUUAUACAUUCUUUCGAAAAGAACUCCGGAUACUGAGCUCAUGCUGCUAUAACAGGGAGGACUUUCGCGAGGUCAUGGAAAUGAUGGGAGAUGGUACAUUUCAGGGGUACGAGAAGAUGAUCACCAGUCGAAUAUCGCUUGAUGAUGUGGUGGCUAAAGGCUUCGAGGAGCUGGUCGCGAGGAAGGACGACCACGUCAAGAUUCUGAUAUCACCCAAGUUAACUUCUUGCAGAGCUUAG
Messenger RNA from Exophiala aquamarina CBS 119918, 1101 nucleotides. RefSeq lists its product as uncharacterized. The transcript is spliced from 4 exons. Gene Ontology annotation, molecular function: oxidoreductase activity. The record is from RefSeq and is a predicted model, not a curated record. Bases 1 to 1101 code for a protein of 366 amino acids. Lineage: Eukaryota; Fungi; Ascomycota; Eurotiomycetes; Chaetothyriales; Herpotrichiellaceae.